UUGAUGACCCGAUUGAAAGAUGAUUACCACUUAUUUGAUACUAAUCAGUUUCUUUACAAUAUGUACUGAAAGUACGGACGAUUGUCCUGAUCAGAAUUGGCCAGGCUGUAAGAGCAAUUGCAGAGCUACAGAAAAAAAGAGUUGUGAACCGUGUGAAGUCGGUACAUUUGGUGCAAAUUGUUCAGAGCCAUGUUCAGCCGGCUAUUACGGAGAGAAAUGUUAUUUUGUGUGUAACUGUACAGAAGGAGAAGUUUGUGAUAGACGGUACGGCUGUGUGGAGAACAGAACGGAAGACAUCGCGGGGAUAACUACGUACAAAUACGUACAAGUAACAUCAAAGGAUUCUCUCAGUACAACUGCACCAAAGUCUAAAUAUUCCCAAACGUCAAACUCUCCUGAAGGUGAAUUUAAAUGCUAUUUACAUACGCCACUUUUCUCAGUAAUACGUAACGUUUCGUGAUAUUUCAAGUACAAUUCACUUGUUUCUACGAAAAAAAUUGGGUUGUACAUUACGAGGUUUGGGAUUUAGAGUCAGCAUAAUUUAAUUCAGAUUCUCUAUACAACUCAUCGGUUAUAAAUACAAAA
Molecule: messenger RNA, 585 nt
Organism: Ostrea edulis (European flat oyster)
Lineage: Eukaryota; Metazoa; Mollusca; Bivalvia; Ostreida; Ostreidae
Exons: 3
Coding region: 20-460 (146 amino acids)
Source: RefSeq, a predicted model, not a curated record